CCCAACCCACGAGCCUUGCAUGCCUCUGUUCCUUACUCCGCCGCCUUAGUCUGCGUCGGUCUGCCUAGGCCCCGCAGCAGCAGCCAGCCAGCUCUACGCUGAACAGCAAGUGUUAUAACACGAACCUGGUCGUCCCCGUCAGCGGCUAGGAUUGAUCAGGUUGAUGGGUUGACCCCCUGGACCGGAUCACGGCAAGCGGCUGGGGACAUCCUACGUGUAGCAGGACGCUCGAGUUCAGAGAACCUGAAUGCUCGAUACCAAUGUAGCAGCAGGAACGCCGUAAAAGGACUUGAUGAUGAGCUGGGGCUACCCUUAGAGUAGGGACUUACGCGCCGUCAGGCCUUCCUCCCACAACUACCCAAUGCCCUGCGAUUUCAUCCCUUGGUGCGCGGAAGCAGAGGAGAGGACGGAGCGGGGAGCGCCGACUCGGAAGCGGGUUUGCGGUAGAAGGCGCUAAACAUGAACUAAGGAGAGAAAGACCGGCUCAGCCCCGUCUCGAUCAGGGAUCAAUACUGAAGUAUCAAUAUUGACUGGCCGGAACACUGAGCGCAAAGGUUUUGCAGUUGAGAUGGCCUGUACGGCCUUGACGUUCGGUAUUUUCGGCGCAAGGGGGGCCACCGCCGGAAGCAAUCGAAGCACUGGCAGCCGCGAGCCAGGACAGCGCGGCGGCGGCGCCAGAAGCGGGGCCAAUUCCAUAUGAGCAUGGGCCACUGGCGGCACAUGUCAGGCCUGGAACGACUCCAGCCAAACCGCCCACAGCUUGCGCCAGCCCUGCAGGCGUACGUCGGCGGCAUCCCCACGGCGGCGACCGCGUCGGCGGCCCGGUUUGAAGAGCGCCUGCGCUACCUCUUCGCCAGUGGGGCGGCAGGGCAGGCGGCGGGGCAGGCGGCGGGGCAGGCGGCGAACCGCGACGUCUCCGCCGCCAACGUGAUCCGUGUGCUCCUCCUGCUGAAGCUGAUGGGCUUCGAGCGGCCGACCAAGCUGCAGCGGCCGCCAUGGCCGCCGGCGGAGGCGGGGCCGGGCUGAGAGCCUGAACGGCGCUAGCAGGGCGUGGGGCUGAGGGUGCACGUGUCGAUUGGCGGCGAGUGACGUGACUAGUUUGUUAGCUGCGGGUUAGCACGGACUGUGCACCCCACCCAACCGGCCACGUCCGGAUUUGCGGGGAUGCCAAAGGCCCCCAACAUAGAGGCGUGUGCUUAGUAGGCGCCCGCGUCAAGGUGGCUGGGUUGAUAACGACCCGGGAUCAGCCCUU
Molecule: messenger RNA, 1252 nt
Organism: Chlamydomonas reinhardtii
Lineage: Eukaryota; Viridiplantae; Chlorophyta; Chlorophyceae; Chlamydomonadales; Chlamydomonadaceae
Exons: 1
Coding region: 721-1026 (101 amino acids)
Source: RefSeq, a predicted model, not a curated record